Messenger RNA from Rana temporaria (common frog), 1043 nucleotides. Its product is annotated as CCN family member 3-like. Gene Ontology annotation, biological process: signal transduction. Bases 41 to 847 code for a protein of 268 amino acids. The transcript is spliced from 4 exons. Gene Ontology annotation, cellular component: extracellular region. The record is from RefSeq and is a predicted model, not a curated record. NCBI's taxonomy places the organism in Eukaryota, Metazoa, Chordata, Amphibia, Anura, Ranidae.
UUCUAGGGCAACCUAAGGACUCCUGGGGUCAUCCCUGGCAAUGGGACUGUACGCUGCAAUCUGCUUUAUUAUAUUGUCUGUGACACUGACAUGGGCAGAGAGGCCGGAAUGUCCUCAAGUUUGCGAAUGCCCUGAAGACCCCACCUGCCCUCUUGGAACAACCCAGGACACUUGCGGCUGCGCAUGCAAUGUGUGCGUCCAGGAUAUUGAUGCUGAGUGCGAUGGAUUCAGACCCUGUGACAACAUGAAAAACCUGACCUGUGAUUAUCAACUGGACCCUACGAAAAAACAAGGAGUGUGCAAAGAUCAAGAAGAAGAUUCUGCACCAGUGUUGGACUCACCUACCUGUAAACCUGCCACUGAGUGGACCCCCUGUUCAAAAACAUGUGGAUUUGGGAACUCCAUACGUAUAACGUAUGAAGAAGAGACCUGUGUUCCAAAGGCUGAGCGAAGGCUGUGUAUGAUCAGACCCUGCAAGGGACAAUAUAGCAGAGCCAAUUACACGGUCCUGAAGCCCACCAACGCCUGUAGUCGCGUCCUGCGCUGGUCCCAACCUUUGCAUGUUCGUUUCCGUGACUGCCUGUCAAGCCUUCCUCUACUCCCUCGAUUCUGCGGCCAUUGCUCUGAUGGGCGACUCUGCAGCCCCUCCGUCACUGAAACGCGUCCAGUGGCAUUUCAGUGCGCUCACCUUGAUAGAAAAGUCAUCCGCCAAGUGAUGUGGGUGCGGCGGUGCACCUGCGGGGGCAAGGGAUCAAAAAAGGGCAAAGGGAAGAAAAAAUUGGAGGUGAGACCUAUGGAGUUGGGGAAGGAGGAUACAGAAGAAAUCGAAGAAGUGGAGGAAAUAUAAAGCUGGAUCUGCUUAACCUGAGAAGGAAAUGAGAAACAAUGGAUAUAGGGAUAAAUAUGGACCAAACAUGGAAAUGUACAAGUGACUGAUGAUUACACUUACAGCCUAUUUGUCUUUUAAAAUGAUACAUAUAUAUAUAGAUUAUUAGCUAGAUUCAGAAAGACUUAGGCUGGGGUAUCAGUAGAUACCCCAGCCU